Messenger RNA from Haliotis rubra (blacklip abalone), 2473 nucleotides. Its product is annotated as BTB/POZ domain-containing protein 3-like. Gene Ontology annotation, cellular component: cytosol. NCBI's taxonomy places the organism in Eukaryota, Metazoa, Mollusca, Gastropoda, Lepetellida, Haliotidae. The transcript is spliced from 3 exons. The record is from RefSeq and is a predicted model, not a curated record. The coding region runs from base 89 to 1444 and encodes 451 amino acids. Gene Ontology annotation, biological process: neurogenesis. Gene Ontology annotation, molecular function: protein binding.
GCCGACUUCCAGGACACGAAAUGUGAGCACGAUGCCGGCCAGAUAUAAUUACUGGUCUGAAAGAGUGGCUGCCACUGACAGCUGAAACAUGUCAACACCUUCGCCGUCCAAGUCGACACAAGCAUCACACAAAACACGACGUCGUCACAAGUCGGGCUACGUGGACGACUGGCAGUCGGGUAAAGACUUCUCGGAAACCAAUCUUCACAUGCUGGAGACCGAGUCCCUCACUGACCUCAGCUUCCGAGUUGGUGAGGAACGCGAGACCGUCAAAGCUCAUAAAUAUAUCUUAGUGAGUCGCAGCUGUGUAUUCAACAGGAUGUUGUGUGGCCCCAUGCCCGAGAAGAAGGAGGUGGAAAUCCCGGACAUUGACCCGGCUAUAUUCAGGAGUCUCAUCAGGUUCUUGUACACGAAUGACGUCACCAUCACACCAGACAACGUGAUUGGUCUGUUGUACUCCUCCAAGAAGUACAAUGUCAGGAGUCUGGAGCAGCGGUGCCUCCAGUUCUGCGAGAUGUCACUCACCGCUGACAAUGCAUGUACCAUCCUCCAGCAGGCUUGCCUAUUUGACGAAGAGGGGCUCCAGGAGAAAGCUAUGGAUGUCAUCAAGCGAGAAGCAAAGCAGGUUCUCCAAUCCGAGAGCUUUCUGGAACUGAGCCACGAGUGUUUGGACAGGAUCCUUGCUAACGAUGACCUCAAGGCGGAAGAGGACCUUAUCUUCGGUGCUGCCAUCCAGUGGGCGGAGGCCGAAUGUAAGCGACAAGAAAGGGACGUAACUCCUGCCGAAAAGCGAACUGUAUUAGGUCAGUCACUUUAUCUUGUAAGGUUCCCGUUAAUGAGCCAGAAACUUUUUGUCGAGAAGGCUAGAGGUGCGGGGGUGUUGACGGAUAGUGAAAAAGUAAAAAUAUUAGAACAUUUUACCUUGACGGAACUCCCGGUCGAACCAUUCUGCACAAAGAAAAGAAACUCAUUGAAGCCUAUUCGCUCAAUCGAAAGAUUCGGAUCACGCGGCAGGUGGACAGGAGCCAAUCCAGUGACGGAUGCCAUUACGGUGUCAUGCAGUAAGACCGUCAAGCUGCUGACAUUUCUGUUGUUCGCGCCAACCAGAUCCGGAAGCGGAACACUCUCCGUGCUCAUCUCCAUAGAAGACAAGGAGCAGAAGGUGAUCCUCCACCAUUGUUGCGACCGCGAGAUCUCCACAGGAGAUGAUCAGUUCAAAGUCAUGCUGCCCGCGUCUAUCCUUCUCCACCCUGACACCAACUACAGCGUCAGUGUCACCAUCAAGGGGCCAAGCAGGUACUGGGGCAUCAUGAACGGCUUUUCAGAGGUACACGAUGCAGACGGGGACGUGACAUGGAAGAUUUCCCAUAACUCCAAUAGUUCCUUCUAUAACAGCGUCACAGAGGGUUAUAUAUCUGGGAUGCACUUCAUAGUGGAGCCGUGAAGGAACAGCUUCAGGUGAUGCGUCAGUACUAUCAUUUACACACCGAUGAUAUUAAGUAAGAGGUCACAUCUCUUCCCUUUAUAGUGUAUGGUGACCCUUUGCUCUGAGUAUUGUUGCUGAUUUGACAUUCCUUGAACGUGAUCUAAAUCACUUUACUUACUUGUGUGGUGUUACACCAAGACCUGCUUUGCUUCCAGCUGUGUUCAGUGUAGGUGCAAUCUUGGUAAACCAGGGUGAUUUUACAGUGCUACUCCUGUGGGUGCAUGGUUCAUCCGAGGUUACUGUUGACUCCCGUACUUAGUUGCUGUGCAUGUCAUAUGGGCAGAGCGGGUCAUGCAACAAUCAUUUGUGAUGCAGCAAUUUUGAGCAUUUAUGCAAUGAUAUAAUUAUUUUGUAAUUUAUCUCUCUAACGAUAUAUUUUCUGUUAGUAUUUCACCGCAGUGAUAUUUGUGGAUGAUGAAUCUUUAUUUGCCUAUUUUAUACCUCAAGCUGUGAUUACUUGUUGUGUGAUGCUGAUAUGCAGAACAGGACUUUUACAUGUUGCGGUACCUGCAAAGAUUGUAUAAAAUGAGCACAGCGCUAACGGCAUUAUGUUACACUAUAACACGGUAUAGAAUGUACACUAUACAACGGUAUAUAUAGGUGCACCACAUGCACUGUUAUAUUAUGUUUUAUACCUAAUGUAACGGUAUGUGUGUGAAAAUGAAUAGCGGCGUAUAUGUUACAUGGGAUGAGUAAAGUCUUUAGUUUGUAAAAUGAUUAAUUCACUCACAAAUUAUUUAAAGCUAUCCAUUUUAUAGACUGGUACAUGUUACAGAUUGACUGACGUCAUGCAUUCUACAAAUAGACUGAAACAUGAAAUCAUCUUUUGAUAAAACAAAUUAAAAUUAACGAUUAGUCAUUCUCCUAGAUGAUAGUUAGUGACUCUCCUUGGUGACGAUUAAUGAGUGUUCUUGGUGAUGAUUAAUGAGUAGCCUUGGUGACAAUUCCUGAUUCUCCUUGGUGACGAUUAAUGAGUCUCCUUGGUGA